Molecule: messenger RNA, 1797 nt
Organism: Marmota monax (woodchuck)
Lineage: Eukaryota; Metazoa; Chordata; Mammalia; Rodentia; Sciuridae
Gene: Gpt
Product: glutamic--pyruvic transaminase
Exons: 12
Coding region: 161-1651 (496 amino acids)
Biological process (GO): biosynthetic process
Molecular function (GO): L-alanine:2-oxoglutarate transaminase activity; pyridoxal phosphate binding
Source: RefSeq, a predicted model, not a curated record
UGCCACUUGGGCCCUGAUGCCAGAAGUCAGGCAGUGGCUGGCUCUGACUGGGGCCGGGCUCAUAUUAACCUGUCCUCUGAUGUGAGGGCCAAAGGACAGGCCUGUGAAUUGGGAGGCCAUUGUGGCAGCAGAACUGAGAGGUGCAAGUUGAGAGAGAGUCAUGGCCUUGAGAGUAGGUGACCAGAGCCGGGCUGCACGGAAUGGGCUGAGGGAGAAGGUGCUGACACUGGACUCCAUGAACCCGUGUGUGCGCAAGGUGGAGUACGCCGUGCGUGGCCCCAUAGUGCUGCGGGCCUUGGAGCUGGAGCAGGAGCUGCGCCAGGGUGUGAAGAAACCCUUCACCGAGGUCAUCCGUGCCAACAUUGGAGAUGCACAGGCCAUGGGGCAGAGGCCCAUCACUUUCUUCCGCCAGGUCUUGGCCCUCUGUGUCCACCCAGAUCUCUUGCACAGCCCUGACUUCCCUGAGGAUGCCAAACGAAGGGCUCAGCGCAUCUUGCAGGCAUGCGGGGGCCACAGCCUGGGGGCCUAUAGCAUCAGCUCUGGCAUCCAGCUGAUCCGUGAGGAUGUUGCACGGUACAUCGAGAGGCGAGAUGGAGGCAUCCCUGCUGACCCCAACAACAUCUUCCUGUCCACGGGUGCCAGUGAUGCCAUCGUGACGGUGCUGAAGCUGCUGGUGGCUGGUGAGGGCCGCCGGCGUACAGGCGUGCUCAUCCCUGUCCCGCAGUACCCGCUCUACUCGGCCACUCUGGCCGAACUGGACGCGGUGCAGGUGGACUACUACCUGGAUGAGGAGCGCACUUGGGCACUCGAUGUGGCUGAGCUGCGGCGCAGGCUGUCUCAAGCACGUGACCACUGCUGCCCACGCGCGCUCUGCGUGAUCAACCCCGGCAACCCCACCGGGCAGGUGCAGACCCGGGAGUGCAUCGAGGCUGUGAUCCGCUUCGCAUUCGAAGAGGGACUCUUUCUGAUGGCUGAUGAGGUGUACCAGGACAACGUGUACGCAGAGGGCUCGCGCUUCUACUCCUUCAAGAAGGUGCUCACCGAGAUGGGCCCACCGUACUCCACGCAGCAGGAGCUUGCCUCCUUCCACUCAGCCUCCAAGGGCUACAUGGGCGAGUGCGGGUUCCGCGGUGGCUACGUGGAGGUGGUGAACAUGGACCCCGAAGUGCAGCGGCAGAUGCUGAAGCUGAUGAGUGUGCGGCUGUGCCCGCCUGUGCCGGGCCAGGCCCUGCUGGACAUGGUGGUCAGCCCGCCAGCACCCUCUGACCCCUCCUUUGCGCAGUUCCAGGAGGAGAGGCAAAUGGUGCUAGCUGAGCUGGCGGCCAAGGCCAAGCUCACGGAGCAGGUCUUCAAUGAAACUCCUGGCAUCAGAUGCAACCCAGUGCAGGGUGCCAUGUACUCCUUCCCUCGAGUGCAGCUGCCCCCCCGGGCGGUCCAGCUUGCUCAGGAGCUCGGCCUGGCCCCAGACAUGUUCUUCUGCCAGCGCCUCCUGGAGGAGACCGGAAUCUGCGUGGUGCCUGGGAGCGGCUUUGGGCAACUGGAGGGCACCUAUCACUUCCGGAUGACCAUCCUGCCCCCCAUGGAGAAGCUUCGACUGCUGCUGGAGAAGCUGAGCCGUUUUCAUGCCAAGUUCACCCGGGAGUACUCCUGAGGCCACCACAGGGACCAGGCUGGGCUGCCUGGACUGACUUUGCCCAGGGACCUGGUGGUCUCUGGACCCCUCAGAACUUGCUGCUGCCCCUUGGGGGCUGGGCAUCUCUCUCUGCCAGUUCCUAAUAAAGCUGAGUGUGGUUAUGA